AUGCCCAGUGGUGUCACAACCGCAUAUCUGCCUGGUGUCACAGAUCUUCCAACCUGCUCUCAGAUAUGUAUCGACGGCUACGAUGGCUGCGCUGAGGACGACGCCACCUGUAUUUGUUCGAAUCAGAACCUGCUUGAGCGGUGGUCGUGCUGCGUCAGCCAACGCUGCAAUGCUCAGGGCCAAGCCGAUGUGAUCUCUUUCGCUCAGAAUCUCUGUGGUGAAUACGGCGUUACAGCUCUUCCAACCGCGGCUACGUGUAAUACC
Molecule: messenger RNA, 264 nt
Organism: Pseudocercospora fijiensis CIRAD86
Lineage: Eukaryota; Fungi; Ascomycota; Dothideomycetes; Mycosphaerellales; Mycosphaerellaceae
Exons: 1
Source: RefSeq, a predicted model, not a curated record